Messenger RNA from Onychostoma macrolepis, 1979 nucleotides. RefSeq lists its product as uncharacterized. NCBI's taxonomy places the organism in Eukaryota, Metazoa, Chordata, Actinopteri, Cypriniformes, Cyprinidae. The coding region runs from base 782 to 1570 and encodes 262 amino acids. Gene Ontology annotation, biological process: plasma membrane phospholipid scrambling. Gene Ontology annotation, cellular component: plasma membrane. The record is from RefSeq and is a predicted model, not a curated record. Gene Ontology annotation, molecular function: phospholipid scramblase activity. The transcript is spliced from 11 exons.
ACAAAACGUGGUGAAGGGGCGCCGCUUACUGUUGCAGGUCUGGUCUUCUGUCACGGUGCACACAGCAGGGAGGAACGAGGAACACGCAGACGAGGAUAAACUUCAAAAUAAUAGUCUUUAAUGAGGACAUCAGGACAAGACAGGGCCAGGCAGACACGGACAGGAACACCGGGGAAUAACGAGUAGACCAGACGAAAACUAACUGAACAGGCAGGAACUAAAUACACAUGACAAUCACUGAUAAUUAGACGAAAACACAGCUGAACUGAAUAAACCAAUAAUCACACUUAACAAGGACAGGAACAAGACCAAAUAUGGACACAAGAGGCGGGAACACAUGACUCACACGACAGAGGACGUGACAGUUAUGAUAUGAAGUAAUGCUUUCUAUGGUAGUAAUAAAACUCUUAGAAAACCAGUUGUAAAGAGAUACAGAAACAGAUUGUGCAGGUGUUCUUGAUGUGAGGAACCAGGACCAUUUGCCUCUGUCUCUUUCGUUUUUCUGUAAGGGGUGUGUUCGUGAGCAGAAGCAGAUUGUUUCCCGGGAAGGAAACUCAUGAACAGUGUGUGAGGCAGAUAAAGAGCGAAGAGAAAACAGCUCCGUGUUACUUUCGCCCACUAAAAUAAUAACAAUAAUAAUAUAUAAAAAAGAACCGGCCUCUCUCCGAGCAGAAUUUAGUAAAUUAAAUUUAAGUGAAGGACUAAAACACAAGAUCUUCGGCAUCAGUAUCCAGCACUUCACUUUGAACAAGUAACAGAGCGUAAUUUGCAGCCUUCCACCAUGGCAACAAAUAAUGGUUACCCAACUGACCUCCAACCACAGAAAAAUGCAAUUAAUCCCGCCCCUCCUUAUAACCAGGGUCCAGCCAUACCAGGCCAAGGUCAAGUGCCUGUGAUGCCAGUUCCACAAAGACCCGCUGGCUGCCCACCAGGACUGGAGUACCUGACACAGAUUGAUCAACUUCUUGUACAGCAGAAAGUUGAGCUGGCAGAAGUUAUAUUGGGCUGGGAGACCAAUAAUAAGUACAUAGUGAAGAACAGUAUGGGGCAACAGGUGUUCUUUGUGGCUGAGGAAAACGACUGCUGUAAUAGACAGUUCUGUGGACCACUGCGUUCAUUCGUCCUCCAUGUUCAGGAUAACAUGGGACAGGAAGUGAUGACACUCACUCGUCCUUUGAAGUGUGGAAGUUGCUGUUUUCCCUGUUGCCUGCAAGAGCUUGAAAUCCAGUCUCCACCGGGCAACCCGAUUGGAUAUGUGAUCCAGAAUUGGCAUCCUUUCCUUCCCAAGUAUACCAUACAGAAUGAGAAGAAAGAAGCAGUUCUGAAGAUCGUGGGGCCGUUCUGUUCAUGCAGAUGUUGCGCUGAUGUGAACUUUGAUGUUUUGUCCGUGGACGAAUCAACAAAGGUGGGCAGAAUCGCUAAACAAUGGACAGGUCUGGUGAGAGAAACUUUCACUGAUGCAGAUAAUUUUGGAAUCUCCUUUCCUAUGGAUCUGGACGUGAAGAUCAAAGCUGCUCUUUUUGGAGCAUGUUUUCUCAUAGACUUCAUGUUCUUUGAACACAAUAAAUAAAUUUAUUUUCUGGAUGUCAUGUUGAAUUUUUAACAUUUGAACUCCUCCUCAAGUCUCAACAUGUUAACCAUGGAUUCAAAUGUGGAUCACUCAGCUAAAAAUUAUAUUAUGCAUAUUGCAAUGUGCAUUACAUUAUAUAGAGUAUAUUCAUGCACUACUGUUCAUGAGCCACCACUAGAUGACAGCAAUUUCCUUUACAAUAAUGCUGGGAUGCUCUCGGUAUCAACAAAGUACCUGUUCAAAUGCUUUGCCAAAAAAUUAACUACAAACUAUUAAAGAGUUUUUUUUUUUUUUUUAAAUACAGUAUAAACAAACUUGUAACAAGCAAAAUGUUAACUGCUUGAUUUUGCUCCAUAUUUGUUUUUGUUUGAUUAUAAUAAAUAGUAGAAUAAAGUGUUAUAUAUCAACA